Messenger RNA from Sungouiella intermedia, 3075 nucleotides. The record is from the annotation of a GenBank genome assembly. NCBI's taxonomy places the organism in Eukaryota, Fungi, Ascomycota, Pichiomycetes, Serinales, Metschnikowiaceae.
AUGGUUUAUGAGUUGAAAACCGAAAGAGAGUCCAGUUGCACGACACAGACGCUCAAAGUCGUAGAUCUGGCCGGUCAAAGGUUCGUGGUGCAAUCUCAAAAUGAUACCCUACGUUUCUACUUGUACGAUGACCACUCUCCCUUCUUGAAUUUGGCCAAGGUCCUCCAGUUCCCCCAUAAGGUGGAGGUAAUGGCCACCAUCCAGGCGCUUCCAAAGGUUCAAACACUGCUGGGAGUUCAAAGUCAGGAAUUGUUGAGAGUUAAGGGCCAGAACAUUCUUGUUUAUUCAAACGGCGUGAUCUACUUGGUCACUGUCGCCGAUUCAUCAUUCAAAGAAUCAUCCAUUGUUCUGCUUGAAAUCAAGCCCGGUCUCCAGCAGCGACUAGAAAGUGGUCCUGGACUUGUAUGUUAUCAGAACGGUACCCACAACGUUGCACUUCUACAUAAGUUACAUGGUUUCCUUACCUUCAUUGACUUGGGCCAGAUGAAUGGAAAGAACUCAAAGAAAAGAAGGAAGACGUCCACUCCGCUAUCGUGGACAACUGCCAUUGGCUCGACCGUGGUUAAGGACAUAUGCUGGCUACAACUGCAUCAGAUGGAACUAGCACUUCUAGGUAGAGAUAUGGAGUUCCGCUAUUCGCUCUACAUCUACGAGAUCGACAUGGAUGCGGGACUCAUCAAGUCCAAGACGUUGAAACAUCAGUUUAGAGAUGCUCCAUCACUUCUUUUCUCAGCAGCGGGUGGUGUUUGUGUGGCCAGCGGUAUCAUGUUCUCCUUUUUUCCUAAGUACCAACCCAUAGACCAUACGGGAAAGUGUGAUAUUCUCCGUAACCAAUAUUCCUCCAGGGCGGUUUUAGAUUUUUCAGAAAACAACCCUGAGUAUCAGUCGAUGACAUGGCUGGCACAUUGCAUUGUCGAUGAGGAAGAAGACGUAAGUAAGGAUACGAUAACUGAGAGGCACUUGCUCGUGUCUGAUGGUGGCCACACGGUUAUGGUCUACUUGCAAGUGAACAACAAGGCAAUGCAGACCAACAUCUUUGGGUUUGAAUACGUUGAUUUGGGUAAAACGACUAUUGCAUCUGAUUUGGUCCACAUUGAGAGCAACAUAUUCUUUGUAUCAUCCAGACUCUCACAGUCAGUGCUUUUCCGAGUUCUUCCAAGUAAACCCCACAUCCACAUUUUUGGUUACAUUCUGGUAACUCCUCCUAUUCUAGACAUAUCGAUAGAGCAAGAGAACUCUAGUAUGGUUGUUGCACAGGGUGGAUUCUACAGUGGAGAGUUGGUCCUACGUUCGAAUCGAAAGGUUGACGUCAAGAAGGUUCCCUUGCCAUACCUUGCACUUCUGGCUGAGUACAAAGGAAUCACCAGAAAUGGACUCAAGUUCACUGCCACCGCGUUUGAUAAGUCCCACGACUACAUCUUGAAACUCGACGACGAGCCUAAAAUUGAGAAUGUUGGUUCGCAUGAUGUGCAAUUGCUGGGUUCGAUAUCUACGAGGACUGCAAGUGGAGCUCUUGUUAGCGUGUCUUCGAAUCUCCUUUCCUAUGAUCUGGAAUGCUUGGAACUUCCAGAUCUUGUUGAUCCCAUGUCGAUCCAAACGGUGGAAGGGAAAGGGCAUACAGAUAUUGUUGUAGCUCUGUCCACAAACGAGUUAUUCUUGGUUCGAUAUGGAGGAGAACUCGAGUUUGUACUGAAGCAAAAAGUCCCCUUCACUGAUCCGCUCUCUGUUGCCAUAUUUUCGGUUAGUAAAGGCCCUCACCCAGUAGUUAUGGCUGUGAGCAGUAAGGGCGAGUGUUAUCAAUCAAUCGGAAAAGAAACAAAGAUUUUGCUGUUGCCACCAGUGAAAGGAUGGGUCAGGGUGAAAUGCUGUGGCGCAAGAAAUCCGACGUUGCUAUUGUUGGGAUCCACAAACGUUUGGGUUCUCUCGAAACAAACUGACUUGAACUCUGUGAAAGCUACAUUGGUUUAUACUUCCGAGGAGAGGAUUUCUGACUGCUUGAUCGUAGGAGACGAGAGAGAUGGCACGUUAGUGCUUUUUCAUGGUACAACCACUAUCAGUGUGGUGGAUUACCACACUCUUCAUCACGAGGAGAAAGUGGUGACCAAAUACUACUCGGAAAACACCUUUCUUAGGGCUGUAAAGUUGACACAGACCAACUACCUCGUCACAAUCGAAUUGGAAAUGAACAUUGAGGGAAAUGACCCUUCUAGGCGCACACUCUUGAAACUUUUCGAUGCUCUGAAUCUCACCUUGAGACUGACAUUUGUGCCUAAGUCCAAUUCCUAUCAUGCUGAUUUAUGCCAGGUGUUUAUCCCCGAAGAAUCCAAGUCAUUUACGAAACAACCAGUAUUCGUGGCUGCGAAUAACGCAUCCGCAUCUCUUCAGACAUAUCUUGUUAGAGAUGACACAAUCGUUCUCCAUAGCGAGAUGCCAUACCGUAAGUUAGUUGCGGUUAAUGCGCACGGUAAUAGAUCUGCAAUCCGAGCAGUUCAUCAGGUUAAGUUUAAGGAUGGCAACCUCAUCUUGAUGGGAGAUGGUAUAGUCAGAUUGCUGUUGGAAUGUAGUAAUGGAGAUAUUUCUUGGGUGGUUGAGAAUAUCCAAACUGCAAGGUUCGCAAUUGGUUACGAGGAAUUACACGGGAUAGAAAUUAUUGCCGAUGCUGUUGAGGGCAUACUUGUGUCACAUUUUGGGGAAAAUCGUUACCUUCAGAGUUUCAAGGUCGACCCGUUCAAGCCAUUCUUCCUUACUGCCCUCGCAGCUAUCAAAAGCAAGAACUUAAUCUUGUUUGGAGAUUCCAAUGGAAACUUAGGAGGGUUGCAUAUCGAGAGAAAGGAAGGAAUGGAAGUUCUGGUAAGCAUCGUGUUUGCUACGAAUAUCGGGGAAACAAUUAAUGUCAUAAGAGCUCAUAAUGGGGACGACCCUUUUUUUGCAAUUGGUACUGUGAAUGGGGCCAUUUACACCUUACAAGAGCUUGGCAGUCAUAGUGAUAACGUGGGUUUAUUGGUAGAUAGAAAGACGUUUCCAUGGCGAUUCGACGACGAGGAGAUAGGCCAAUUUGAGGUGACGAGAAGUUGA